Engraulis encrasicolus (European anchovy) is the source of this 5069-nucleotide messenger RNA. It is a transcript of the gene stk36, whose product is annotated as serine/threonine kinase 36 (fused homolog, Drosophila). Gene Ontology annotation, molecular function: protein kinase activity; ATP binding. The transcript is spliced from 19 exons. The coding region runs from base 491 to 4306 and encodes 1271 amino acids. NCBI's taxonomy places the organism in Eukaryota, Metazoa, Chordata, Actinopteri, Clupeiformes, Engraulidae. Gene Ontology annotation, biological process: protein phosphorylation. Gene Ontology annotation, cellular component: cytoplasm. The record is from RefSeq and is a predicted model, not a curated record.
GCUAAACUUUGUUGGGUGAACUUUCUUCAACACGUCUGCUUGUGGGAUAAGUUGCUUCUUGAUGUAGUACCCUGCGAGACUUUGUCUGUUGUGGUUAUUAAUACAGCCUGAGCUAGUUUGCAUGUGCCAAGAACUAGGAUACGUUAACAAUAGGAAUGCAUAAUGAGGAAAAAACGAACUGUUCGUCGUCCACUUGGUUUCUAGCAUAAACCGCUAGUCAUUUAGCAAUGGUACAUUUGACGCACCGUGUCUCAAACAAUAGCGACUGCAAAAACGGUCUUGAUAUGGGGUGUUUUUCCUUACUACAAACCACCAUUCCUAUCAUUCAUGUGUGAUUUUGUUUAACGCUGCUAAUAAUGUUCACGCUGCCUGAAAAGAAUGAGCCUCCCAACUUUGCAGCAUGACUAGACGUGGUGUAUUUGCUAAGUUUACAAACCUGGAAAAGCACAUGAAGCACAUUAAGUGAAACCAACUACUUAACAACAAAACCAUGGAACUUUACCAUGUAUUGGAGAUGAUAGGAGAGGGCUCCUUUGGACGAGUCUACAAAGGGCGCCGAAAGUACAGCGGGCAGGCGGUGGCGCUCAAGUUCAUCCCUAAAGUGGGCCGCUCAGAAAAGGAGCUGCGAAGCCUCAAAAGGGAAAUUGACAUCAUGAGAGGACUGAGACACCCCAACAUAGUGUUGCUGUUGGACAGCUUCGAGACUGACAGAGAGGUGGUUGUGGUGACAGAGUAUGCUGAAGGGGAGCUGUUUCAAAUACUGGAGGAUGAUGGAAACCUUCCUGAGAACCAGGUGCGUGAAAUCGCUUGCCAGCUUGUGUCUGCCCUGUACUACUUGCACUCCCACCGGAUCCUUCACCGAGACAUGAAACCACAAAAUAUCCUACUAGGAAAAGGAGGGGUUGUGAAACUGUGCGAUUUUGGUUUUGCGCGCACCAUGAGCGUGUCGACGCUGGUGCUGACCUCCAUCAAGGGCACGCCGCUCUACAUGUCCCCCGAGCUGGUGGAGGAGAAGCCCUACGACCACACGGCCGACCUCUGGUCCCUGGGCUGCAUCCUCUACGAGCUGCACGCCGGCGUGCCGCCCUUCUACACCAACUCCAUCUUCCAGCUGGUGCAGAUGAUCGUCAAGGACCCCGUCAAGUGGCCCGACAGCAUGAGCCCCGGCUGCACGAACUUCUUGCAAGGCUUAUUGACCAAAGACCCGCAAAGGAGGCUGUCCUGGCCUCACCUUCUCCAGCAUCCAUUUGUUGCCGAUGGAGUCUUGGUGCUGAAAGACGAGGGCUCCUCUAGUCCGCUGACAGUAACCCCCAGCCCAGACGUGCAGGCCCAGAGGCAGCAGCAGGCCGCCGAGAAGACAGCGCCCUCCACUGGAGAGAGCAAGCUGCUGCGCAAGGCCAGGGAGCAGAGGGACAAGGAGAGGAGAGGAAAACAGACGCGCUCGAAAACGGCACCAGCUGGAAAAACCCCAUCCUCUGACAGCAGCUCCUCAGCGGCCUGCUCCCAGCAGCCACAGCAGCCUAAUUGCACACGGGUCAUGAGGGUGCAGUCUGCCCCCAACAAAGGGCAGAUCAGCCAGGACUACGAGCGGGAGUUCCCCUCGGUGGAGGUGGGGCCCAGGCAGCUGCUGAAGCUCUCCGCAUCCAAGCAGAGCAACCUGGGCUCCGUCAGGAUGGACAGUGAGGACAUUGACAGUGAUGAGGAGUGGCAGAAGUUUGCCCAAGUGAGUGAUUGGACGAGUCAGGCGUUGCUGGACACAAAUAUCCUGGCCCGCCUCAAGGCAAAACUGCUUGCAUCCAAAGAAAAGCUACUGGAGGGCAUGCUGGAAGGGGCCAGUCAGAUUCGGGAACCCCUCCAGGUCCUGAGAAACGUCCUGACCUGUGACCCAGAGGACGCUCCUCGAGUUUGCCAGGAAGUCGAUCUGCCACAUUUCCUCUUUGAUCUUAUUGAAGAUGUUCUCAGCAGCACUGUAGUUCUGCAGCAGCCCUGGAGCGGGGCAGUACUGGGUGACCUGAUGUCAGUGCUGCUGGUGUUCUGGGAGACACUACCAGACUGGGACAUCGCAGGCAGGAGGCCAGAGGAGCUCUCCAAGCUGUUUGUGGCUGUGCUGUUUCGUCCUGGUCCACACCCUCUGGUGCCUCUCGCUGCCUCUGUUCUGACCUUCUUCACACUCCAUGGUGUGCAUGUGGAUGUUGGGACAGAGACAUUGACAGCCAUGUUGACACAGUCAUUCACAGAGCGCAGGGAGUUUUAUUACCCCUUGCCACACAGCUGGGGCUUAUGUGAUGGACUGCUCUCAUUGUUACUCUACUCUGUCUCCGAGACUGAGGCAGACUCUUUGUCGUGGCUGUUGGACUCUGGUGUUUGGCGCCAUCUAUGGGUGAAAAUUGGAAGCUCGCUGGAAAAAACAACCAAGACAGACCUGGUGUCCCCCAAUGGGCUGCAUACACUGCUGUCUCUGGCGGCGUUUGCCUUCACCAAGGAGCCGUACAGCUGUGUCCCCCUGCUCUCCGACAGCUCGGCCUACUGUGCCUCCACCCUCAGCCAUCUGCUGAGCUCUCCUCCUCCUCCCUGUAGCGAUGGUAGAAGGCGGAUUGGCAGUGGCGGUGGCGGCGGCGCUGGCGGGCCUUCGGGGGGCGAGCCGGAUGCCAACAGCCUGGCGGCGGGCAGCUGCCACCUGCUCUGCUUCCCCUUUGCCCUGGAGGUGUCUCCGGAGAAGACGGCCGCGAUUCUGCAGUGCUAUCACAGCGCCGGCGUCGUCCAGGGUCUGGUGCAGGUCAUCCAGUCCCUGCCCCCCUCCCUCCUGGAGCUGCCCCUGGCUCUGCUCUGCCGCUUGCUGCUGUGUGACCCCCAGCGCUCCGUGCCCAGCUUUACCACCGCUGCCUGGGAACGAGGCCUCUUCGCCCUGCCCGGACACGCAGGGCAGGAGGGGGUUAGCACGGAGCCGAACCACCACCACCAUCAUCACCACCGGCCUGGGGUGGGUGUGGAGCGAUCAGCCCGUAACACACUUCCCCCAGACAGGAGAGAGGACCAGCCAAAGGAUAACAAGGCCCGGGGCGACGUAAGUAAUUGCCAGCCACAGCACAGGCCUCUGCAGGCCGUGGGGAGGGGGAGGAUGGAUAACAGCAGCACAUGGGAGGGGAACAGUUCGCUAGUGGGCAGCCGGGAGCUGCUGAAAGACAGCCUGGACCAGCACAGCUUCCACAUCGAGGACAUCAUGGACAGCUUAGAGUGCACAGACCUACAGCAGCAGCUCGGCGCAACCGAGCGCAGAGGGGUCUCGCAGCUCAAGAAGCCCCACCAGGGGCCCCACCAACCUGCAGCCCAGUCAGGGGGGUCCGCGUUAGCUGCGAGCCAGCCUACGGAGUCUGCAUCCCGGGCACGAACCGCCAGCGCGCUCCUCUCCCUGCUCCUGGAGGACGGCUGUCUGUCGGGCUGCGCGGCCGAGUUCCUCUCGCUGCUGUCACAGGUGGCCCGGGGCUCGGUGCGGCCCUCGCUGCUGCUGGUUCCCCUGGAGCCCCGGCUGCUGAGGGCGGCUCUGCAGCACCCGGAGGACAGCGUCAGGGCCGCCGCGUGCAGCCUACUGGGCAACCUGGACCCCCUGGUGGCGUCGGCGACGGGGACGGAGAAGACGACGCCUAAAGGGGACGGCAAUGGCCACUGUGGACCGAGUUGGAGGGUGCCGCCGGCGCUUUUGCAGGACCUGAUCGGGUGUCUGCGGGACCCGUCUCCGUCGGUGAGGAAGAGGGCCUGCAGAGCCGUGGGGACUUGGCUGGGGCUGAUCGCGCUGGCUGCGCCGGGGGAGGGGAAGACCCCGGGGAGGAGCGAAGAGCCAAAACCUCCAAACAGAGGCAACGCAACAGCAGGACACAGUGCAGCAAGAGGUGGCAAGAGGCGUGGCAGCGUGGGCACAGGUACGGGCACAUGUGCCGGGGACCCAGCGGCUGUCCCAAGAGCUGAUGGUGGCAGUGAGGGGUGGACAGAGGUGGCACUGGGCGCGGCCGUGCCUCUGCUGGCUCUGCUCAGAGACCCCGACGCCCUCACCCGCCAGCACAGCUGUGCAGCGCUGGCCAACGCCGCCGGGCUCCGCGGGGGUAAGGCGGCACUGCUGGAGGCCGACGCUCAACGCCUGCUACAGCACGCGGCCCGUACGGACUCCCAGCACGCAGUGCAGCGGGCGGCAGCGGGCGCCCUGUGUGUGUUCGACCAGGAGGAUGUUCAACAGCAGCUGCAAUCGCAGCAGCAGCGGAAAGUUGAGGUGAAGAAGGUGAGAGGCCGUGGAGCACAAAAGGUUAACACGUGACACUGCAAGUGAAAUAGCAAAGAUGGCACAUUUUUUUCACAUUUUUUCCCAUAGGCUGUAUUCUUUUAUGUGCGGACGGCAAGGGAUAUAGUGUAGCUAGUACACGAAUAUAGCCUAAGCAAAGUGCUGCCUUUUUGCUGUAUUACUGAUGUGAACUAUUUGAUGGUCCCACACUCUCAAUAUAUGAGGGGGAAAAGACAGACUGAAAAACUGAGACUGACUGAAGCCCGUUUCCAAAACCUGUGGUUCUACACACUUAAUAUACUAAACGUCAACGGUCGUACAGACAUGUAACUUGGAGCAGCCACACAGAGCUCAAAUUCAAUAACACUAAACUGCUGAGGGGUACAACAGAGUUCCCCCACGGUACGGGGAAAAAUAGUAUUGGACAUUGAUUGUAUGGUGCAUAAAAUACUCUGAUAGAAAACACAACCUCUCUUCAAAGCACUUAUCUGCCAAAGUCAAUAAUUGUAAGUAGGUUUUUUUGCCAGUGUAAAAAUGUUGGAUGGAGUGCUUGCUCUCCAUUAUAAAGGGAGAGUUGUGUUGACAAGUGACUGAAAAGGUGUGGGUGUGCGCGCGUGUGUGUGUGUGUGUGUGUGUGUGUGUGUGUGUGUGUGUGUGUGUGUGUGUGUGUGUGUGUGUGUGUGUGAGUGUGUGUGUGUGAGAUUGUUUUUUUGAUAAGGGAUGACUUGUGAAACAAAAUAAACUUAUCACCACUGUGAUGAAAUCUAAAAAAUGAUUACCUGAAUAUUUCUUUUUAGUU